UACUUGAACACACCUGUUGUCAGCGCAGCAAGGUGUGUAGACAAGUUGACACACGCUGACACACGCGGCUGCGUAAUCAUACCUUUAACCACAAAACUCUCACAAGGAACCUGGAAGAAGCACUUUAAUCGAGUUCGGUUUUGCCGAUGAGUUUGCCGCAUCAAUGGAGACCUCCAAAAGGGUGUCGAUGUGGUCUGUGCAAGACGUGCUGGAGUGGAUUGAAAGAUGCUAUCCCAGCUUAGUCGGUGUUCUCCAGAAAGCUAUUAUGAAACACGCCAUCUCAGGUCGUGCGCUGCUAAGGUUGCGGGAACAUCACCUGCACCUUCUCGGCGUGGAAGACGAGGAUCAAAAGCAGGAGAUAUUGCAGGACCUCCUCCUUCUCAGAGUGCAGGAGGAAGUAGGGGAACUGGAUGACAUCUGCUCAGAAUGUUUCCCGGCGUAACCGUCAUUCAUUUUGAACCCGCUUCCCGCCCAUUCCAUCCAUUUCUCAGUCAGUCAUCCAGCCAUCGACUGACGUGGCAGUGAUGGACAUCUUAGCUGGACAAGAAGAAUCGAUGACGAGGGAAAGGAAGUCAUUUCCUGCGCGAAACGUGAGCCUGGCAGAUGGAUGUCAUCGAAAUUUUGAUUACUCUUGUUGUGGUCUUGCAUUGAAUUAGCCCGCAAACAUUUGCUCAAUGUCAUUUUUUUUUUAUAUAAACACAAGGCAUUGAUUAAAGAGAUUUUAUUUUCAUAACAGGAGUUGACAUGGGAUCA
Messenger RNA from Corythoichthys intestinalis (scribbled pipefish), 753 nucleotides. RefSeq names its product sterile alpha motif domain-containing protein 12-like. The record is from RefSeq and is a predicted model, not a curated record. The transcript is spliced from 4 exons. Bases 164 to 442 code for a protein of 92 amino acids. Gene Ontology annotation, molecular function: protein binding. Lineage: Eukaryota; Metazoa; Chordata; Actinopteri; Syngnathiformes; Syngnathidae. Gene Ontology annotation, cellular component: cytoplasmic side of plasma membrane. Gene Ontology annotation, biological process: cell surface receptor protein tyrosine kinase signaling pathway.